AAUGGAUCCUGAUGAGUUUAACGAUAUUCAGUCACGAUUGUACAAAUUGAUUCCGAAGCAGACCCAAGACAUUGUUGCCACAGCGAUUUUUCUAGUCGUUUUGCCUGUUGGUUUUCUUAUAAAUAUCUUCUGCAUAAUGCCGUUUUGGUAUCCGGCCUUCGGAGAAGCAUGGGUGAUUCGAGUGUCCUGUUUCCUUGUUUUGGCAUUCAACGUAUACAUGAACUGGUACAAAAUGGUGACAGUAGGUCCGAGUGGAUUGAACCCAGAACUUCCUAAUGUUGUUAAAGCGGGUUUCAGGUACUGUCAUUCCUGUCAUACCAAUGCUCCUCCCCGUGCUUACCAUUGUCCAGUGUGCGACAAGUGUUGCUUCCGUCGUGACCACCACAGCUCGUUUGGUGCCGUCUGCGUUGGGCAUUUCAAUCAGAGCGGAGAAACUGUUUUGGGUAUGGUUUUGCUUUUUGGGUUACGCUUAUAUGAUUCUUUGACAUUUUCUGUUUCUUAG
Messenger RNA from Haemonchus placei, 502 nucleotides. The record is from the annotation of a GenBank genome assembly. Lineage: Eukaryota; Metazoa; Nematoda; Chromadorea; Rhabditida; Trichostrongylidae.